Aspergillus vadensis CBS 113365 is the source of this 831-nucleotide messenger RNA. RefSeq lists its product as uncharacterized. Bases 1 to 831 code for a protein of 276 amino acids. The record is from RefSeq and is a predicted model, not a curated record. The transcript is spliced from 6 exons. NCBI's taxonomy places the organism in Eukaryota, Fungi, Ascomycota, Eurotiomycetes, Eurotiales, Aspergillaceae.
AUGGGGCGUGUUGAGUUAUUGGCUUACCGUCCAGUAGAGAGCAGGCAAAUGGUCGUAGGGCAGGUAUUACUGGGGACGGCCGCGAUGCGCGCAGCAAUCAAUUGGCGAACCAGAAGUCCCUGGCAAGACGAGCAACGAUCACUGGUUGUUGCGAGAAAGUCCCCCAACACCAAUGAGAUCGGACGGAGAUCUAGAUAUAAACGGUGUUUCUCCAACGGAGGGGACUCGAUGGAUGAAAUUGAUGAUGAUGCUAGAUCUAAUGGAAUCGCGAUUGAUGAGUAUGAGAAAGAGAGAGAAGAGGGAAGAGAGAGAGAGCGCGAGAGAGACGGAGACAGAAAGAACGAGGAAACGCGAGACGCUGCUGAUGGCCUCAGGACUCUAUUACGCUCCCCUUACGCGGUAUCCUUGUGUAUUGGGGGGUCACGAUACGGUAUUACACGUGAUGUCGGCCUGACAUCGUCAUCAUCAAGUUUACCAGAGACGAACCAUGCGAUCUACAAUUGGGAUACAUCUUCUCGGCAUCUGCAGUAUAGUAAGUUUCAGAUUUGGCUAUCUCCGAGCUCAUCCGGCUCGGGCGCAAGCUUCCCCAUAAUCAAGGCCAUGGCCCCCGCGAGAUUGCUAAGUGGAACCUCUGCAGCCCAACGCUCAGAAGAUGGUGGGGAUAAGGACAAAGGCAUCCAUCCACCAAGAAGGAUCUUAGCCCAGGACUCAGGAGCCAUGACCUCCAAGUAUCACAUCACAAUCACUUAUCUACAUACACAACGGCCUGAGGCUAUCAUGAAGCAGCCAGUCAGAAUGGGCUACAGGCGUCCUUGUGCCUGGACAAUGUGA